Molecule: messenger RNA, 858 nt
Organism: Mucor velutinosus
Lineage: Eukaryota; Fungi; Mucoromycota; Mucoromycetes; Mucorales; Mucoraceae
Exons: 2
Coding region: 1-858 (285 amino acids)
Source: RefSeq, a predicted model, not a curated record
AUGACUCAACAGCGCAACAAUCUGGCUCUGCGGGGCAUUAACCCUUCGUUCCGCCUGGAGAAUGAUGCUGAAGUGAAUUACACCCUUCCUUUGGAUGAAUUCCAAAAAACACUUGUCCAACAGACAGCUGCCCGAAAGGCAACCCGUGAAGCCACACUCUCCCUUCAACGGAUCGGAUCCUUGAUUUUUUCGAUCAGGUCCACCCUCGCAGCAGGGUGGUAUCAGCAACAACAACAGCAACAGCAACAACUUCACCAGCCAGUACAACAACAAGGCCAACAACAACAACAACAAUUUUCAACAAAACGCCCACAAGAAAAACUCCAACCCAUUUCGUCAGUAAAUCCAACAGCACCAACGUCAACCGCAACGGCAACAUCUUUACCAAUUCAAAUCAACAACAUAACAACCGAUCCAAUAGGUGGUCGGCUCAGCAAACAUUCUCAACAAUGGACAAAUAUCACCAACAAUUUCUUUGUUAUCAACACAGUUCAACACGGCUAUCAUAUUCCCUUCUAUACAACACCUCCAAUCACAACAAUACCAACAUCUAUUACCCCCUUUUCCGCAGACCAAGCUACUCUCAUCGACCAGGCCAUUCAAGACCUCUUGGACAAGUCAGCAAUCGAGAAGGUGUCUCCUCAUCAGGUACAACAGGUCCCAUGGUUUUACAGCUCAAUGUUUGUAAUUCCCAAGAAGAGCGGUGACAUUCGCCCUGUCUUCAAUUUGAAGAACCUCAAUCAGUAUUUAGACGCACCUCAUUUCAAGAUGGAAACUAUCCGAGAAGUAUCUCUGAUGAUCAAACGGAACGACUAUCUCGUCUCCAUCGACUUAUCCGAUGCCUUCCUUCAUGUAUGA